CUCACGGGAGCGGCUCAUAUCUAAACGCUGCACCUCGUCUCCAGCAUUCCCCAGCUACGCACAGGGCUUUAAACGAAGACACAAUGGCUGUGAAUAUUUUAACCACUUCUGUGACGGUGAACAACAUGAGCCGCCAUGACAUGUUGGCCUGGGUCAACGACUCUCUGCAGCUCAACUACUCCAAGAUUGAACAGCUAUGCUCAGGGGCAGCAUACUGUCAAUUUAUGGAUUAUCUGUUCCCUGGAUGCCUUCUUCUGAAGAAAGUCAAAUUUCAAGCCAAACUGGAACACGAGUACAUCCAGAACUUCAAAAUCCUGCAGAAAGCCUUCCAGCGCAUGUCUGUGGAGAAAAUCAUUUCAGUGGAGCGGUUGGUAAAGGGCCGGUUCCAGGAUAAUUUUGAGUUUGUGCAGUGGUUCAAGACGUUUUUCGAUGCCAACUACACCGGCCAGGAGUACAACCCGGUGGCAGCGAGACAGGGUCAAGAUAUGACCCCUCCUCCAAACCCAGGUGAUCACUACAUCCACAGAGCAAAGAGGCCAACAGGACAGAGACCCCCGGCCACAGUGAAAAACAUGCCCACACCUCAGAGGGUCCACUACAACUCCACCAGGAACACCACCCCCCGGAACGGCCUGGAGGCAGAAAUCAAGCUAAAGGAAGAGUUGUCAGAGCUGACGAACAAUUUCGAGGGACUGGAGAGAGAGAGGGACUUUUACUUUGGGAAACUGCGGGACAUUGAGGUCAUCUGUCAGGAACAUCCCAGCGAACCAAUCAUGCAGCAGAUCCUAGACAUCCUGUAUGCCACUGAGGAAGGCUUUGCUCCUCCAGAGGAGGAGGUGAAUCCUGAAGAGGAGUACUGAGGCGUUUGCAGAUUUCAUCACUGGGUUUUUUUACUACACAAAAUCGACACAAAAAUAUUAUUUUUAUUCUGUUUGUUUAUUUCUCCUCCAUCACUGUAUCUGGCAACAAGGAUGAAACAAAACAUAUUAGAACCACAAUACAAAACUAAACCAGGACUAAACCAGAACUAAACCAAGGCUAAACUAGGACUAAACCAAGUCUAACCCAAGGCUAAACCAGGACAAAUCCAGGACUAAACCAGGACUAAACCAGGACUAAACCAGGACUAAACCAGGACUAAACCAGGACUAAACCAGGACUAAACCAGGUUUCAUCCAGGACUGUUCUGUGUUAUGGUGCGUUCAAGGGGCGUCGAAUUUACAAGCAAAGUCUAUGGUGAUCUAGGCAAAUCUGGCGUUGACGUGACGCAUGUUAAACCUUCAUUCAUUGGACACUCCAGAGUUGAAAAUCUGAACUCUUGACGUUUGAUGCACAUCAUCAACCAAUCAGAGACUACACUACAAUGAUUUAGUGACAUCAUUAUCCGGAAAAAGUAGAACAGCAUUAGCAACAAUCUAGCAGCAACUUAAUUAUGCUAGGCGCACCGGCUAGCUUAAAGGCUAGUCACUGACCCAGACACACCGCCGCUGAGCUGAUCGUCUCUGUUGAUGGUUUUAUGUAAUAAAUACAUUAAAGUCACUCUCUCACCCUGGUCUGCAGCGUUCACAAAGACACAGGGAAAACAAAACAUCCAAAGGACCUCACAGAGACCGCAACGGACGCUCUGGACACACGUCAAGUAUUUUUCUCCACGUCAGAGGUGUUUGUCCUCAAUGACAAAGGCGUCCAACUAGAGGCGUCCAAUGCGUUUUUGACGCCCCAGUGUGAACGCACCUUUAGUAUGUUUGUGUAUCAGUGGUUCUAAUGUUAAGGAUCAUUUCAUUCAGUAACACAACUAAAGCAAACCUGGAUUUAAUUUAAACUUAUUCAAAUUUAUUUUUUGUAAAUACUACUGAUUUUUGAUUUCCACAAUUUUCACAUUUAUUUAUUUGCCUUUUAACAAAUGGUUCCAGCUCAUCGUGUUUGUGUCAUUUGGACAAACGCAGAGCUGCUCAAACAGCACCUUUUAUUUAACUAACUAUGAUUAUAUAUAUUUUACAGUUUGAACUAGUCUAACAACUACUGACAAAGGAAAGGUACAUGGUAACGUGGAUUUGUUGAACUCAUAGACUGUAUAUAUAUAAAUGGACAUAGCUAACCUGCUAGCUGCCACGAUUCUGACUCCAAUUCACUUUCUAUUGGAAAACUGUAGCCCCUUUCUCUGUCACUGCUGCUGUCAGACUCGUCAUUUUGGUUUUAAAAUGUUCUUAUUAACCCGUUCUAGAUUAUCCUGGGUUGUUUAAUUUCACUAUUGUUUCUGUAAAUGAAAAUAUGAACAUUAAUAACAGACAAAUCAUCUUCUUUCCCCGAGGUCACUCCUGCUACCUUUAGCAACAGGUUUGAUUUGACCGUGUUGCUAAGCGCCCGCUCCCUCCUUAACAAGCAGUGCGGGUGGAAAGGGGUGUUACCUUUAACAGCUUCGCUCCAGAUUGGCUCUUCGGUUGCUAUGAUACUCGCGGUCGUGGAAUUCCAAAUAUGGAUCUCUGCUUCAGAUUGGACCCUAUAACUGCUCUAGCCUCAAUGAGCUUCAUUUGACUGGAGCCAAACGCUGUGGGUGACAUCACACUCACUUAGUCCACUUCUUUAUACAGUCUAUGUGGUUGAACUGCAAAACAUGUGCUAAUAUGCUAACAUGCUAACUUAUACUUUGCAGUGGUCUAUAAUAAGCAUAACAUGAUAAUUGAUUUAAAACGUGUACAUGUUUGUUAGGUUUGGAUGGCGACUGUGGUUUUAGUGUCGCUGUUUCUAACUUUCCGUGAGAUUUUUGUGAGAAUCGAAUGUUGUUGCCGAAUGUUAAACUUUGACUGUGAAUGAAUGUUUUAAUUUUUUAUAUGUAAAUUUUGUCCGAUUUUGUUGCACAUUGUAUGCAGUUUUAUUUAAAGGUGAACUAUGUAACAAACCACAUUCAUAUAAAUGCUACUGUCUUGCCUGAAAGGUUCCACAGUAUGUCUUUAAAGGGCCCAUAUUACGCUGUUUUCUGAUCUCUGUUCUAGUGUUGUUUCCUCAUCACAAACAGACCUGUAGUUGUGUUUUGUAUGUAGAACAUGGAUUAAAGCUACAAGAGUCAAUUUUGUGUAAUAUUGGACCUUUAAGUUUAUUUAUUUUGCAUUUGUUCAAUUACAGAUAUUUUUAUUCCUGAAAGAUACAUUUGAAAAUAUGAAUUGUUAUUGUGAGUGAGCUUGCCGUUCCGCAAACUUGCCUGUACCUUGACCUAAUGGCGUCUGCUGAUGUUAAUGCCCUACUGUGGAAUAUUCUACACCGAGCAAAUAACAUUUUGAUGAAGUAACAGAUGGUGGAUUUCCUACCAAAAAAGUUACAUAGUACUCCUUUAACACACAUUUUGGACUUUUUGUCACUAAAUGCCUUUAUUUAAUCGAUUACCUUCUAUGUUUAUGAUGAAGAACAAAAAGUAAAAUGGUUAGUGCUGGAAUGUUGGGUCAGGAGCACAGACUGUUUAAAUAAAUGGACAUAGCUAACCUGCUAGCUGCCGCGUUCCAAACAGGAAGUGAGCAAGGGCACGCCUCCGGCUCCAUCGACUCCUCUGCUGCCCACUCUCUGUAACUGCUCCUGUCAGACUCGUCAUUUUUGUCUUUAAAUGUUCGUAUUAACCUGCUCUACAUGAUCCUGGAGUUUUUAUUUCACUAUUGUGUCUGUAAAUCAAGAUAUGAACAUUAAUAACAGACAAAUCAGCGCCUUCUUUCACUGAGGUCAUUCCCGCUAGCGCAACAGUUUUGAUUGACGGUGUUGCUAAGUGUCUUUUCCCAGCGGUGCAGGCGGGAGGGGGCGUUACCUUUCACAGCCUCGUUCCAGAUUGGCUCUUUAGUUGCUAUGAUACUUGCGGUCCGAAUUCCAAAUAAUCACAAAUUAUUACAUUUUAGGCCUGUUUAUAGCACAAAAAAGCUCACACAUUACCAUGGAAACCUGAGCUAACUCCAGACCCAACUAUCUAGCACUACCCAGGGGCGGCGCCAAACAGUUUUGGUUGCAGGAGCUAUGGGGGGGCUAAGGUCUUCAAUGGGGCGCUCACUUGGCAUGUUCACCUUAUAUAUAUGGAUGCGAGUGGAUGUGUUGUAGAAGUGGGGCAUAAACACUUGGGGGAGCUAUGGUCAAGUAUCGGCCAUUCCAGGGGAGGCUAGGGCCCCCUCAAGCCCCCGCCCUGACGCCACCCCUGGCACUAACCAAGUAAAAGAGUGUGGGUGCAACAUGGCGGACAGUAGCAUUUGAAAACUAGCAUGGGGAAAUGUACAUUGAUAUCUAUGGAUAAUUUGGGUUGUAGCAGCGCUAACAGAGCUUGUGUUUUGACUUUAGUGGAAAAUUUCAAAUUAGUCAAAAAGCAUGAAUCCACCAUUUUAAAGGUGCAUUCUGUAACUUUUCUGCCACCUGCUUGUCUCUUUGGAGAUGCAUUUGCUUCACCUGGAAUGUGAAAUAGUAAAGCACCAAACUUACUCAUCUUCAUGGAACCAACCAGGGCCAAGUUCCUGGUGAGAUCUGUGGAGAGGCAAGCCUGCUCACAGUGAGAAGGUGUGUCUUUGAGCAACUAAAACAUAAUCAUGAAAUAUGCAAGAGAUAAAUUAAAUGCCAUACUGUGGAACAUUACAGCCAAAGUAAUAAUAUCCAUGGAGACAAGCAAGUGGCCCCCAGAAAAGUUACACAAUGCAUCUUUUAAACUACAAAUCAAGUUUGUUCAGAAUUAGCCUAGUCUGUUCUAUUGAAAUGACAUAUGCCCAAUUCUGAUAUUACUGUGUUGCAUUUAAGGACCAAAAUCUUGUCUACAUUUUUUGUUUCAUUCACUAAACAAUAUUUUCAAGUUGGUAUUUUAACAUUGAAUACAUGAAAUCUUUCCCCUAAAGUCAUAUUAUAAUUUUGUGUUUUUAUUUCAAAUGUAAUAAAACUUGCAUACUAACACCUCAUCAGCUUUAACUCUAUGUGAAACCUGAGGAAGGCUGGUACAGACCAUAGACUGUAUGAACACAGUAUGUCCAGUAUGCAUACUGUACACUGAAUGUACAGUCAGUAUGUGCACUAUACAUACUGUACACUGAACGUACAGUCAGUAUGUGCACUAUACAUACUGUACACUGAAUGUACAGUCAGUAUGUGCACUAUACAUACUGUACACUGAACGUACAGUCAGUAUGUGCACUAUACAUACUGUACACUGAACGUACAGUCAGUAUUUGCACUAUACAUACUGUACACAUACAGUCUAUGGAACACACUCAAACAGUGUUCAUUCAACAAUACUCCUGUAACGUCAUUGUGCACUUUCAUUUGCUGUGAAUCUUUGGACAUUUAUGCAACAAUCUACAAGACAUGGAGCCUUUGGGUUUUGAAUAAUUAAACCAAUGGGAAAGAAAAA
Periophthalmus magnuspinnatus is the source of this 5359-nucleotide messenger RNA. It is a transcript of the gene mapre3a, whose product is annotated as microtubule-associated protein, RP/EB family, member 3a. The record is from RefSeq and is a predicted model, not a curated record. Gene Ontology annotation, cellular component: microtubule plus-end; microtubule organizing center; cytoplasmic microtubule. Gene Ontology annotation, biological process: regulation of microtubule polymerization or depolymerization; spindle assembly; protein localization to microtubule plus-end. The transcript has 7 exons. Gene Ontology annotation, molecular function: microtubule plus-end binding. Lineage: Eukaryota; Metazoa; Chordata; Actinopteri; Gobiiformes; Gobiidae. Bases 84 to 860 code for a protein of 258 amino acids.